Microcebus murinus (gray mouse lemur) is the source of this 5057-nucleotide messenger RNA. NCBI's taxonomy places the organism in Eukaryota, Metazoa, Chordata, Mammalia, Primates, Cheirogaleidae. The record is from RefSeq and is a predicted model, not a curated record.
UUCACCGAUUUUGGCCGCUGGUCUGGGGUUCUGCGAGAUUGGAAACCGCGGAGUUUCCUUGCUGGAGGCUGUGGGCGCGCUGGGUUGGUUUGUUAGUACUGGGCCGGGGCGGCGGACAAAAGCUAACACCCGAGGGCAAAAUGAGGUGUCUCUGAAGCCAGUAGCCCCUGCCAUGAAGAAGAUUUUUGGUAAGAAGGGCGAGUCGCCCUUGGCCUCCUUCUCCGGCCGGCGGAGGACCGGCGCGGGUGUCGGCUGUGAGCAUGGCAACGGCGUCUACUCGCAGCCCGGGUACCACGUCCGGGACAGGGACCUCGGCAAGAUCCACAAGGCCGCCAGCCUGGGUCAGGUGGCGAAAGUGCAGCAGAUCCUUUUGCUGAGGAAAAAUGGCUUGAAUGAUAGAGACAAGAUGAGCAGGACUGCUCUACAUUUGGCCUGUGCCAACGGCCAUUCAGAAGUUGUGACGCUCCUGGUGGACAGAAAAUGCCAGCUUAACAUGUGUGACAGUGAAAACAGGACAGCUCUGAUGAAGGCCGUACAAUGCCAGGAAGAGGAAUGUGCAACUAUUCUGCUAGAACAUGGUGCAGAUCCAAAUCUUACAGAUGUCCAUGGCAACACUGCUCUCCACUAUGCUGUCUACAAUGAAAAUAUACCAAUAACAGCGAAACUGCUUUUACACAAUGCAAAUAUUGAAGCAAAAAACAAGGCUGAACUCACACCGCUUUUGCUUGCUAUAAAUGGAGAAAAACAGCAAAUGGUGGAAUUUUUAGUACAGAAAAAAGGAAAUAUAAAUGAAGUCGAUAAGUUGAAAAGCAAUUACCAACUAAUUUCUGAAUAUAAAGAAGAAAAGAUACCUGAAAAUCUUUCUGAACAUAGCAAUUCAGUGGAUGGAAGUUCUGAAGACUCUUUAAGCAGGCUUUCUGAUAAACCGGGUAUUGAUGAUUCGUGGCCUACCUCAGAUGAUGAAGACUUUGAUUUUGAUACCAAGAAUGUCCCCAAACCAAGUUUAACAAAGCUAAUGACUGCUUCUCAGCAAUCCAGGAAAAAUUUAGAAGCACAGUAUGGCACUGUGAAGACAGAAAGUACAAUCUUGAUUGAGGAUAGGAAUUCUCCAAGGGAAGAUGUGGUUGAAGGCCUUUCUGCUAGACCAGUCAAAGUCCAGGCCUUUGCUCAUCCUGCCUUUCCAUCACCUGGCCCUCGUCCUAAUAAACCUUCCCUCACAUCUCUGGCAAACCUUGGUCUUACAGCAGAGGAAGGAACAGCAAAGCCAGCAAUUGGAAAAAAAGAAAAUGGUAUCGGUAUUGCUAGUCCUAUAGUAGAGCAAACAGAUGACAAUUUGACUUUGGAUGGAGUGCGCAAAAAUAAUAGAAACGAUAUGAUGUCUGCAUUAGGAUUAGGACAAGAAGAAGAUACAGAGUCACCUUGGGAUUCUGAGAAUGACCAGGAAGCUGGAAGUGGGAGUAUUUCUGAGAAUCUUCCACAGAAGUAUGUUGAUAAUUUAUCUGGGGCUGCAGAUCAAAAAGAAGAUGACACAGUAAAUGGACAAGUAGAAGAUGUGUUUUAUAUACCUUCUUGCAUGAGUGGAUCAAGAAACUUUAAGAUGGCUAAGCUAGAGGAUAGAAGAAAUGUAGACAUACCAGUACCUCACAUGGAGUCUCCUAAGAAAUUUCCUCACUUGAAGCCUACCAUUGAAACGAAAGACUGUGUUCUGAACAAAGCAGUAGGAAUAAAGGACAAACACACAUAUGGAUCAGCAGAACGUGAUUUAGAAGUGACUUCAGAGGAAGAGCAAGAAAGUCUUGAAGGAAGGGAAAAUAACCAGCCAUGGGAUAAAGUUAUUUUAAAAACAUGUACCCUGACAGAAAAGACAUCUGAGAAACAAAACAAGCAAAUUAAUCUUCCACAUUUACAUCUGCAAAAAAAGUCUCAAGAACCAGAAAUGGAUAAGGAUUGUGAUAGAGAGAAUAUAUCUGUAUAUUCAAGACUUCUUUGUGUGAAAAAGGAUGAGGAAAUGUGGAUCAAACAAGGCAAAUUAGAGUGGAAAAAUAAAUUGAAACUCAGCACAAAUGAGUUAAAGCUGAAGUGUGGUGAAAUUAGUGAAAAAUACAAAAUUCCCACUUGUCCUGAGGAAGAGCCACUGCGUGAUAAUGCUAAAGGAGGAGCAGACUUAAAGGAAAUGCCUUCUAAUUUGACAAAUAAUAAGCUCUAUUGUGAGAAAAAAGAUACUGAUAUCUCUGUGGUAUUUCAGGCAUUUCUUGAACAAAAUGAGCCUAGUCUGACAAAUGGCUUUCUAUCUCCUUCAGACUCUGGGGCCCUGGAAUACUCUUUCCAGUCAUCUUCUAAACUUUAUUUAAAUGACAAUAAAUUAGACAGUGAAAAUAAUAACAACCCAGACACUGAACAUGUUUUUAACACAAAUGAGGAGAAUUUUUGUAAUGAUACAGAAACUAAAAAAGUAAGGAACCCAGAAGUAGUUACAGUUGAAAUGAAAGAAGACCAAGAAUUUGAAAUGCGAAUGACAGAAAGCAUGAACCAAAAUGCCACUAAUUGGACAUUAGACAUCGGACAUAUAUCUCAAUCUAGUGAUCCAAAAAGCUCUUUUGAUUUAUGGCUUACUCCCUUCAAAGAAAUGAAGCAUUUGAAUAAAAAAAAAAGACACAGUAUUUCAGCUGUUACAGACACUUUUAAGAAAACAAAACCAAUACAGGACUUGUUCCAGAAGCCAUUGUCUGAUAAUUGCAGUGCUAAUAACUAUAAAAGCAUGGAACCUGAAUUAGAGAAUGUGAGUUUUCCCUUGCUGCAUAGCGACAGAACAUCAAAAGUGUAUCUAAAAGAAGAAUUACAGCAAGAUAUGCAAAAGUUUAAGAAUGAGAUAGGCAUGUUAAAAGUAGAGUUCCUGGUUUUGGAGAAAGAAAAAUUUCAACUUCAAAAAGAGGUUGAAGAAGAAAGGAAGAAGCACAAAAGUCAGGAAAUGGACGUAUCAGAAAACCUAUAUGAUGGUGAUGAUGAUGAUGAUGGCGGAUUAAUUCAACAAAGAAAGAGUGGAAAAACUGAUAAUCAGCAAUUUAGUAGGAAAGAGAAGGAAAAGUGUGAUAGAUUUACCUUAAAACAAGAAGAAGAGAAGAGAAGGAAUGCUGAUAUGUUGUAUGAGAAAAAUAGGGAACAGUUAAGAAGAAAAGAAGAGCAAUAUAGAAAAGAAGUUGAAGCAAAACAAGAACUUGAACUCACUCUCAGAACACUAGAUAUGGAAUUGAGGACUGUAAGAAAUAAUUUGGAUCAGGUAGUACAAGAGCGAGAUGACACUCAGAGGCAACUUUCUCGAGAACAGAAUGCCAGAAUAUUACAAGAUGGGAUUCUGACAAAUCACCUUUGCAAACAAAAGGAGAUAGAAAUGGCUCAAAAGAAAAUGAAUUCUGAGGUUUCUCAUAGUCAUGAAAAAGAAGAAGACCUGUUGCAUAAAAAUCACAUGCUGCAGGAUGAAAUUGCCUUGCUACGACUGGAAAUAGACACGAUAAAAAUUCAGAACCAGGAAAAGGAAAAGAAAUAUUUUGAGGAUAUUGAAAUUGUGAAAGAAAAGAAUGAUGACCUUCAAAAGACUAUAAAACUGAAUGAGGAAACAUUAACAAAAACAAUAUCCCAGUAUAGUGGACAACUUAGUGUUCUGACAGCUGAGAAUACAAUGCUGAAUUCUAAACUGGAGAAUGAAAAACAAACUAAGGAAAGACUGGAAACAGAAGUUGAAUCAUACCGUUCUAGACUGGCUGCUGCUAUACAUGAUUGUGAUCAAAGUCAGACGUCAAAAAGAGACCUAGAACUUGCUUUCCAGAGAGCAAGAGAGGAGUGGUUUCGAUUACAGGAUAAAAUGAAUUUUGAUGUGUCUAACCUAAAAGAUAACAAUGAGAUUCUUUCUCAACAACUUUCCAAAACUGAAAGCAAAUUCAAUAGCUUAGAAAUUGAGCUCCAUCACACAAGAGAUGCUCUCAGAGAAAAGACUUUGGUUUUAGAACGUGUACAAAGAGACCUUAGCCAAACACAGAGUCAAAUGAAGGAAAUUGAACAAAUGUAUCAGAAUGAACAAGGUAAAGUUAAUAAAUAUAUUGGAAAGCAGGAAUCUGUAGAGGAGAGAUUAUCUCAACUGCAAAGUGAAAAUAUGUUGCUUCGACAGCAACUGGAUGAUGCUCAGAACAAAGCUGAUAAUAAAGAAAAGACAGUAAUUAAUAUUCAGGACCAAUUUCAUGCAAUAGUCAAAAAACUUGAAACUGAGAGUGAGAAGCAAAGUCUUAUGCUACAAGAAAGAAAUAAAGAGUUAAUCAAUGAAUGUAAUCAUUUGAAAGAAAGACAGUAUCAGUAUGAAAAUGAGAAAGCAGAAAGAGAAGUAGUUGUGAGACAACUACAACAAGAACUGGCUGAUACCCUAAAGAAGCAGUCUAUGUCAGAGGCUUCCCUAGAGGUUACAUCGCGUUAUCGCCUUAAUUUAGAAGAUGAGACACAGGAUUUAAAGAAGAAAUUAGGUCAAAUCAGAAGUCAAUUGGAAGAAGCACGGGAUCAACAUGCAGAGGCUGUACGAUGUGCUGAGAAGACGCAGGAUCACAUGCAAAAGCUUGAAAAAGAAAAUUGCAAGUUAAAAGUUACAAUCAAAAAGCAAGCGGACAAAAUUGAGCGUCUUCAGAAAAACUUGUUAAGUGCAAGUUCAUGUGAGGAUGAAAAGGAAGACUUAAAGAAACUUACAGAGUUAAAACAAUCUCUGGAAUAUAACUUGGAUCAAGAAAUGAAGAAAAAUGAUGAAUUAGAAAAAGAAUUAUCCGGAUUGAAGAACCUUUUAAAAAUGACGAGAAAGAAGUUAAAUGAAUAUGAAAAUGGACAGUUUAGUGUCUAUGGAGACUUAAAAACCAGUCAAUUUGAAACGGAUAUCCAGAUUAAUAAGCUAAAACACAAGAUUGAUGAUCUUACAGCAGAACUGGAAACUGCAUCUUCAAAAUGUCUGCAUCUGGAUACAAAGAAUCAAACUCUUCGACCAGGAAUUUUUAUCUACUGAAAAACAAUACAGAAGAAAUGGAAAA